Saccoglossus kowalevskii is the source of this 11811-nucleotide messenger RNA. Its product is annotated as polycystin-1-like protein 1. Lineage: Eukaryota; Metazoa; Hemichordata; Enteropneusta; Harrimaniidae. Gene Ontology annotation, cellular component: plasma membrane. Gene Ontology annotation, biological process: calcium ion transport. Gene Ontology annotation, molecular function: monoatomic cation channel activity; calcium ion binding; protein binding. The record is from RefSeq and is a predicted model, not a curated record.
AUGGGCAAUCAAGUCAUGAUAAAGACACGAAUCAGCUUUCUCGCCAGGAAGCAAAUGCCAGGACGCGAUCCACAACCGAUCGUCAUUCCUGUAAUUACUAACAAGGAGGCAGCACCUGAAGAUCUUGAGGAUAAUCCUGUUUGGUAUCAGGGAUGUUAUUCUGAACAAGAAUCAUCUCUUGUUUUGACCUACACAAUUAUAGAUAGUAGUAAUGAAUUGACAGCUGCCAUUUGUUGUAAUCAAUGCAGACAAAGAGGAUACCAAUAUGCUGGCAUAUUAAAUGGUACUCAAUGUUCUUGUGGUUAUUCCUUUUAUUCAACAUUAACUCCAUUAGAUGAGGAAUUGUGCCAUGCAAGGUGCUUUGCUGAUACAGUGCAGCCAUGUGGAGGAGAUAAAGCAUUUAGUUUGUACUCAGUGUUAGGAUAUGAUGCUACAAAUGUAUCUUUAAUAUAUUUUACAUGGGAUGUAUCUGGUAGUAUUACAAGUAAACAAUCAUCAAUAGAAGAUACCACUAUUUCUUCCAAUAUACUACAUACAUUUCAAGAUGUAGGAACAUACACAAUAGGGGUUACAGUUCACCAUACUAUUUCUACAACCUUUGAAAGAUAUGUUAAUAUCACAGUAAUUGCACCAAUACCAGCUGGUUUGGAAAUUGGUCAUGUUCCCGGUUCCAGGUCAAUUCCUUCAUGUAUACCAGAACAUAGUGCAAUACCCGAUAAUACCCCAACAGUAUCUGGUUUUGUGGACACCGCAAUUCAUUUGCAGGCCUCUGUAGUGUUUGGUGUCAAUUUGACUUUUAAUUGGGCAAUCAGUGAUGAUGACAGGGUGAUUACAUCAUCUCCUUACAUGGAUGAUUCACAGUGCACAGGCAUGGGAUGUUUUAAAGACUUACAGAUGCAUACUUUUAACACUACUGGGCUAUUUACCAUCAGUGUUAAUGUGUCCAAUCAUCUUGGCAGUGUUGCUGAGACGCUUUGCAUUGUUGUGGUGGAUAAAGGGCAUUCAAACAUUACCAUUACAAUGGAAUCACCUUCCUAUUAUGUUAAAGUAUUUGACACAUCUGUAAGAUUUGCUGUUUCUAUAGUAACUGCACAUCGCCAGGACAGCACGAUGUUCAUCAACUUUCAUGAUGGAAUAUCUCAUGAAUAUUCAUUACAUGAUGGCAACCAAACUGAUUCCAUGACACAAUGGUAUGAACCAAACUAUAUUCAUAUCACAUCCAGUUAUGGUAUAGGAUGUACUUUGAACUUACAGUUUGAGCACAGAUAUUUUGAGCCAGGAAUCUACAAUACAACAGUGGAAGUUACGAGUAUUCAUGACCAUCCAGAAUUUGCUAGUUUACCGCAGUAUAUUAUAGCACAGGAGGCUAUUGCUAGUUACCCUACUAUCAACAUUAAUCCCUGGGUAGUAGCUAACCAAGACAUCAAUGUAACAGUGACUUUGACUGUUCCAGCGGAAAUUAUAUUGUAUGAUUGGGCAGUAAAUGGAAUUGGUAUAAAUAUCUCUGAAAGUGUCCAGCACACUGAGAACACAUUUCAUUACAACUUUCCUGAAGCUGGAUUAUAUUCACUAAGUGUGAAUGUUUCUAACUAUGUGAGUUUUCUCACUGCAUAUGUGGAAGUCACAGCUUUAGAAAUGAUUGUAGACUUACAAUUGGAUGUUGGUGGUAGCGAAGUUAUAACAACUGGGGACACUGUCUCUGUCCUGGCAUUAGUCACUGCUGGGAGUGAUAUACAGUUCAUCUGGGAUUUUAGUGAUGGCUCAGAUGAUGUGACAAUAUCCGAUGAAGACCCUCCCUCUGCAGACUAUGUAGCUGCACAGAGAAGCAAUCACACAUAUACCAUGCGUGGUGUGUAUGAUUUAGUGGUAACUGUACAGAACUUAAUCAGCUCAUAUGAAGUUUAUCUAGAAGACCAAUAUAUUGUACAAGAUGCAGUAGAAGGACUGCUGCUAUCAGGAGGCCAUCCUACCAUACUGGGUAAUAGAACUGAAAUCUAUGCACAUCUGUAUGAAGGAAGUGAUAUCAGCUUUGAUAUUGAUGUUGGUAAUGGACGAAUACAAGCUGAUGUUGUUGGAAACCCUGACAGUUCUUGGACUAUCUACUAUACCUUUAAUGCUACAGGAUCAUUCAGAGUUACCAUGUAUGCUUAUAAUAAUGUGUCUAUGGAAUCAGAUACUGUGUCUGUAUUGGUUCAAGAAGACAUAGAAUCAGUGACUGUUGAGUUAUAUACAGAAGCAGUUAUUGGAGUUGAAGUGCCAGUAACAGCUUUAAUUGAUGAUGUUAUUUCAGCACGUACUGAUUUGAUAUAUAACUGGAACAUUGAUGGCAUAUCAUUGCUAACACAGAUUCCUGUUAUUGGUUAUACAUUUACAAAUAAUACACACUUAAAGGUCACUGUGAAUAAUUUUGUUGCCAGACAGAUAGCCGAAAUAGAUGUCAGUGCAGUUACUACAUCCAAUAUGUACUUGACCCAUGCUGUAAGCAUAGAAGUUGAGAGAAAUGUUACAUUCACAUUAAAAAACUCUCAGUCCAGUACCCUUGAUGUUAGUAUUGACUAUGGUAACGGUGUUACACACAAUAUCUCCAGUGGAUUGACAGGAGAGGAUUAUAGCUGGGUGUAUGUUUAUCCCAUUACUGGGAUCUUUGAGGUUACUACCAAUGUCACACAUGGAGGUGUUGUCAACACGUUUACAAGCAUUAUUAGUAUUCAAGAAGUAAUCACAGGUUUGGAAUUGAUGGGUUCCUCAGCUGUUAAAUUCUACAGGCCUUUCAAGGUACUACAUUGGUUUGCUUCAACCAUCAAUGGAACCGCAGUGAUAUACAAGUGGACAAUAACACCAUUAUACGUAGACACUGAUGCUUAUGUAUCUGGUGUGAAUUCAAUAUCUUGGACAUCUGUUCACGCUAGAAAAUCGCAUCUCUUCAGGACCCCAGGUGUAUAUAAUGUUUCAUUGACUGUUUCUAAUGCAUUAAGUUCCGUCUCAACUUCCAUGGUUACCAUUCUACAAGAUCCAAUCAAACACCUUGAUGUUUCCAUAGCAACUGUUCUCCAUGAAGAUCCAUCUGUGUUUGUGAUCACUAUUAAAGGAGGAAAACACUUUGAUGUUGAUAUGAGUUUUGGAGAUGGCACAACUUUUUCUUUUAGCACUGAAACUGAAAAAAAUAUCACUGAAUUUUCUGAUUUUUCUGGGCAACUUCCUAAAUAUACAUAUCAUGUGGUGAAACAGUAUAUUAACAUUGGUCACUAUGACUGUGUUGUCAAUAUUUCUAAUGAUGUUUCAUUUGAAACAAAGUCAUUGGCUGCUAUUGUUGAUGAACCAAUCUCUGGUCUGUUGUUUACUUCUGUGUUACCUCCUGUGAUGUCUCUGUAUGAUGAAUUGACAAUGACAGCAGAGGUUGCAACUGGUACAGACGUUGUAUUCAACUGGAAUUUCAACGAUAAUUCUGUUGUUCAAACACAUGGUCAUUCAAGUACUGCAAGACACAAGUUUUCAAGUACUGGUACUUUUAAUGUCUCAGUGAGCGUACAAAAUAUAAUGUAUGACGAACCAAUCAUGCUGCAGUAUCCUUACAGCAUCAUUAUUCAGGAACCAAUCACGUAUGCGGAUGUGACACCGAUGAACACGAACCAUGCAGAGUUGUCCAAUGAUCUUAAUGCUACAACACAGGUGAUAGAUUUCCAAGUAUUCGCUGAUGGGUUUCCGGUUGUUUUUGAAAUUAAUUAUGGCGAUAAUUCUGCUACUGAAAUAAUAGUUGGAGAAAUACGUACAUAUCUUGGUGUAGUUGUGACUGGGCAUCAUACAUAUUCCAGUGAGGGAGAAUACACAGUUUGUGUGACAGCCAUAAACCUACUCGGUAAUGUAUCAGUCUGCAUGAUGGAGCUUUUUAAAGUUCAAGUUGCACCCCAUGGAUUGUCAACUGACAAUACUCAGUACAUUACUAGAUUUGGGAAUACCACUGAUUUCCAGCUGUUCUUGGAAGGUGGAACUGAUGUACAUUUUGACUGGAUAAUGGGUGAUCAGACUGUGUAUGUUGAUGCAGGUACGAGUGUCAGUCACCACUACUUGACGGAUAGUGACUAUGUUGUUACAAUAACAGCUUACAAUGACGUAGGAACAAUAUCCACACAGGUGUAUGCAUCUAUCUUGAGUGGUGUACAAGGGGUUGAAGUAGAAGUUGAUAAAGAUUUAUGGUCAACUGGUUCUGAUGUAACAUUCACAGCAGUCACAUUAACAGAUGCAACCCGCUGGUUUAUUUGGGAUAUGGGAGAUGGUAGUAGUACCUCACAGACUGUAAUUAAUGAGAAGGUGUAUACAUACACUGGUUCAGGAAUAUUCUAUGUGAGUGUGACAGCAGCAAACGCAUUGAGUAGUGUGACUUCUCCACCAGUUGAAAUUCACAUUGAAUCAGCUGUGGAUGACUUGGACAUAUGGAUUCAUAAUAACCCAACUCUGAUUGGCUCAGCAACAAAAUUCUAUCCUGAUUUGUUUGCUGGCAGUGACUUGACAUUUGAAUGGGAUUUUGGUGAUAACCAAUCACUGUCUACCAAUGAAUACAGUGUGGAACAUAAAUAUACUAGCACUGGUGAAUAUUUAGUGACCUUAUAUGCACACAAUAGAGUAAGCAGUGCAACCAUCCAAUCAACAGUGUUCAUAUUGGUUGAGAUGUGUAAACCACCAUUGUUGAUCAUUCAUAACCCAUAUUCAAAAUGGUUGAGAUGUAAAGACAUACACAUAGAAGUAGAUGCAACUAUUGAUUGUGAAGUGACUGCUCAAACUAACUAUAGAUGGAGUAUUUUACAAGAUAACCAAGAGAUCACAUUAAAUAAUGAAGCUAUAUUGUAUCAGAGAAUUUUAUUCAUCCCAAGUAAAACAUUAGACUAUGGUACAUAUACUAUGAGCUUAAAGGUUGAAAUGAAUAGUACUAUAGUGUACUCCAUAAAAGAGACAAUAGUGGAGGUGGUUCCUACACCAUUGGUAGCCAUUAUUGCAGGAGGAACAAGUCGUGUUGUUGGUAGUGAUACAAUUGUACAGUUGGAUGCUACUUCAUCCUUUGAUCCAGAUUUCCCUAUUGAAGGAGGACUCAGCUUUAAUUGGACUUGUAGCCUUUUGACGUCUCCAACUGUUUCAUGCUUUAAGGAAGAGUUACUGGCUAACAUGUCAUCACCACUAGACACCAAUGAUAGCUCUAUUUCAUUCUCAACUUCAUUGCUUCUUCAAGAUCCUUUAGUUUCCCUGGUCUUCUGGUUAAGAGUUAGCAAAAAUGGACGUGAUGAUGCAUAUACAAGUCAAGUAUUGGAAGUUGUACCGGGCAAACCACUCAAUGUGAUGAUGAGCUGUCCUCUGUGUUGGAAAGAUGUUAAUGCUAAUAAUGAGUUGACAUUCAAUGCUGAGUGUGUUGAUUGUUGGGAUGAUGUUACCUAUACAUGGACAAUGUUUGUUGUCCUUGAUGGUAGUGGUACUAAUUCCUUACCAGCAUCUCAUCGUUGUGUGACUGCCGAUGGAAGAGACUACGUUCAGCUAAUUAUUUAUCCGAAUAUUACAGAUGAGUCUACAAGCAUGUCAAAUGCAAUAGAUGGCAAUGCAGUCUAUGAUGAUGGUAGUGAUUAUUCUGGUCCAUAUUCUAACAUUAUCUAUGAUGGAGAUGUUGAUAAUACAGGGAAUCCUAACAGUGAGGUUACACCUCAACCCUUUGGUGGUAGUGGUGGUAUAAUUGAUGCUGAAGAACAGAGUGAAGAGCCCAGAGGGGAUUCAAACAGCAACAUUGGUGGAGGCGUGGUAGAGGAAGAAGAAGAAGAUGGACGUGGCACUGGAAAUGGAGAUACAGGCAAUAAUGACGAGAGUGGUGAUGAAGGUACUGGGGAAGGCGAUGGUGAUGAUAAUAACGGUGACCAAGUACGGGAUGAGAAUAUAGUAGUAGUAUAUGAAGAACACAUUGCAAGUAAAGCAGUCCAAGCUAAAAGGUUACUGGUGUCAGAGACAAGUACUGGAUUACAUGGACAAUCAUUGGUAAUAAAUGAUGGAGUAUUAGAUGAAGAUAGGACCUAUGUAGUGGUUGUGACCAUGUCCAGCUCUGAUGGAAGAGGUGCACAUAAAGUUGAACGGGAGGGACUUGCCAACAUUUACUUCACUGUGAAUAAAGGACCUAUGUGGGGGAAAUGUACAUUACUGCCAGAGAGUGGAGUAGAAAUGGAUACAGUGUUUACAAUAUCAUGUCAAGAAUGGGUAGAUGAUCAGCAACCACUAAUGUAUCAAAUUAGUUAUAGUAUUGGUAGUGCUGGAUCAGAAGAAUUAUUGUAUUAUGGAAUGAAAUCUUCUGUUAGUUUCCAGUUACCUGCAGGGGAUCCAAAUAAUAAUAACACAGAGGGUUUGCACAUUUCCAUUGUGGAUAAUUUUGGUGGCAAGACUAAAGUGUGUUCAUUGGAAGUAACAGUGGAACCCAAACCACUUUCAAACUCUCCUGAGUCACUUCUUCAUAGUUAUGUUGCUGGUCCUGGAAGUACUUUAUACAUUUACAUGCAGAAUGGUGAUGAACAGAGUGUGCAGUUAUAUGUUAGGAUGGUGUCUUCUAUGAUAAACAGAUUACAACCAUUAAAUCCUAAUAGUUUGAAUUAUACACAAAAUUUGAAUACAAGGCAAGAAAUUCGACUUGCAUUGCUGUAUGCCAUUGAUUAUUUGACAGUACGUGAUUCUAAUGAUGUCUUACAGUAUUCUAUGAUUCUGAUAACUAUUACUGAUUCGCCCAGUGAGCUGUCUGUUAAUGCUAUGAUGCUUGCUGCUGAAUUGGUUGAACGUAUGGUGAACGUUGUUGUCUUGGAUGAUAGCAUAUCUAAAGUCACCAGUCAAAGUGUAAUUGGUUGUAUCGCUAUGGUAACAUCAAAUUUACUGGAAGCAUCUGAUGGUAGUUACACUGUAGUGCCACCUGGAAAGAAGAAAUUCAUCAUUACUAAAAUUGUUGGAUCAAAUGAAGACUUGCUAAAGGCUCAUCAAACUCUUCAGGCGAUUGAUGAAGCUGCCUUAGAAAUAGAAACAGACAAUCUUGACAUAUACAGUGGUUGUCAUAGCCAAGUGUCAUCUGUUGCUGUUACCAAAGGCAGAACAUCAUUCCAGUUCCCAAGUAACAUGAAUGAAGUAUUGGCUGAUCUUGGUGACAAUAUGAUAAAUAAUUGUUAUAGUCUUCAGUUGAUGUCUUUUAGAGGUAAUCCUUAUACAUGGGAUGAAACUUCUGCCAAGGUUGCUAGUGAUGUAUCAUCAUUUGAGUUAUUAACCUGCAGUGGUUCUAAUUUAGCCAUUGAGAACCUCCAGUAUGGGAUCACCAUUCACCUACCAAGGACACCACAACUGAGUGAAAAUCUUGGCAAUUUCACAUUUGACAAAUCAUUUCUGAAUUACCAUGAAUUCAAUGUUACUAGCGAAAAUAUGGAGCAGUCAUUUCAUCUGUUAAUAGAGUUAAUACCAAUUAUUCAAAGAGGAUUUCCCAUCAAAUUACUUAUGAGAUAUGGAGAGCCACCAACGCCAUAUGAUUUUAUACUGGAGAGAUUGUAUGAUGAAGAUGCAAACCUGAUGACAUUAUUCUUCAAAGCUGGUUACUUUAAUAGUACUGGUACAUACUACCUUGGUCUAAUGGAUGGUGAAUUUGGUGAGUACAGAUACCGACCGGAUUCAGUGACAGUCAGACAUUAUACACUCAAACUGUGGUGGGGUGAAUGUUUAUACUGGAGUAAAGAAUCCGAGAAUUGGCUAAAUGAUGGUUGUGAUACAAUGGAAAGUUCAACAUUUGACGUCACUCAUUGUAGAUGUAGCCAUCUUACCAACUUUGCUGGUGGAUUUUCCCAAACGGAACAGGAACUGAGUUUUGCUGAUAUUGAUCAGUUUAACAGCGUGGAAGUGAACCCAGUUGUGUAUUCAUUUGUUGUUUUUGUUGUUGGUAUUUAUUUAAUCUUGUUGAUUGUUUGUUACCUUGGUGAUGUGCAUGAUGAUAAAAAGAGGGGUGUGGUUUAUCUGCAAGAUAACCAGCAAUCUGAUCAACAAUGUUAUGAAAUUACAGUAGAGACUGGAUUCCGUUCUGGUGCUGGUACUACAGCUAAAGUCAGUCUAGUUCUUCAUGGAGAGUUAGGCCAUUCAGAAACUAGAGAGCUUACUGAUGAGAAACGACCACUUUUUGAGAGAAAUUCCAGAGAUAAGUUUAUUGUUAGUGUUCCAGAAACAUUAGGUACAAUAUACAAACUCCAAGUGUGGCACAAUAAUGCUGGUUCAUCGCCAAGCUGGUUUCUGAGUAGAAUUAGUGUUCGUGAUCUGAUUAAUGGGCAGAAAUGGUAUUUUAUUUGUGAGAAAUGGUUUGCAGUAGAAGAAGAUGAUGGCAAAGUAGAGAGAGACAUUUACCCCCAAGACUAUGGUGUAGGAUUCCAAAAGGUUUUUUAUGCUAAAGGUUCACAAUAUUUUGCUGAUUAUCAUUUAUGGAGUUCAGUCUUCACAAAACCAUCUCAUAGUAGAUUCACUAGAGUGCAGAGGCUGACAUGUUGUCUUGCAAUAUUACUCACAUUCAUGUGUAUCAUUGGUACAUGGUAUAGAUUCAAUGAUAGACCAGAGUGGUCAACACAUCUGGGAAUUAUUGAUGUUUCAAUAGAAUCUCUUGUUGUUGGCAUAGUUACAGCAUUAAUGGCUUUACCUGUAAAUGGACCAAUUGUCAUGCUAUUCAGAAGAAGUAAGAGUAUGGUAAAUAGCAGUAAAGAAAGUCUUCAUAUUGAUCCAGCUAUCAUAAGUGAUGUACACUCAACUCAAGAACAGACACAUAUUGCUACUCCAAUUCUAUCACAAUAUGAUUCUGCAAGUUGUUCAAGUGGAUUUGGUGAUCUCAAUAGUGAAGACAGAAACAGACUUGUGGCUGACAAUAAAUUGAGUGGUACUGAUACCAACAGUGUAGUAUCCACUGUAUAUGAUAAACACCAUUCACUGGACCAUAAAAAGUUUAAGAAGAUUUAUGUUCCUCACUGGUGUAGAUAUAUUGCAUGGUUUCUAGUAUCCCAAGUCAUUUUCUGGGCUGCAUUCUUUGUGAUAUUCUUUGGUAUAAGAUUUUGUAAAUCCAAGUCUGUGAUGUGGAUUCAAUCGCUUUAUUUCUCAAUUUUACAGUGUGUAUUUGUUACACAACCACUAGUGAUUCUCACUGUAACACUAAUCCGGUCAUUCCAGUACCGGAAUGAUAUCCGUGUAUUCGAUCAUGCUGAUGAUAACACUGAAUUGUUGGAACCUGGAGAUUUGCCUAAAUCAAGACUUGAUUACUAUGCAGAUGAAGAUGAUGAUGAUGACUUAUCUAAGGGAAUUGCUGCUAGACAAAGAUCCAGAUAUCUUCGCUUUGCCAGACCACCACAGAAAAAAGAAUUACAGAAAGCCAAAGAGAGAAUGAUGAAAGAAAAGACAAUGUAUUCCAUUCUUAAGGGUUGUUUAUUCUACUGUAUACUCUUUACAUGUGUAAUGUUAAUGUGUUAUGGCAAGUUUCAUAAUCAUCAUAUUUUGCUGAAUAAUGCUGUGAAAAACACAUUUGUUAGAACACCACAUGCAUUCACAAGCAUUCAAUCCAUUCCUGAUUUCUGGGCUUGGUGUGAAAAUGACCUGAUGGAUGGCUUAUACUGGGAUUCCUGGUACAGCGGUGGCCAUCAAGAAAACAGAUCUAUUAUGGGAGGAAGUCACAUACUACUAGGGAAAGUGUCAGUACGACAACUACGUGUAUCUGAUGACUCAUGUAGCAUUCUUCCUGGUAUGAACGGGAUAGUUAACGAUUGCCGUGGCACAUUCUCUGAUUCCAGUAAUUCUAAGAUGCCAUAUGGACCGAAUGAAACUUGGAUGUAUCAAGAUACUAGUCAUAUUGUGAGAUAUUGUAAAUGGGGACGAUUUGGUUACUAUGAUGGUGAAGGAUUUGUUACUAAUCUCAACAGCACAAGAAUGGCAGCAGCUGAACAACUGUCGCAACUAAAAGAAGAUAACUGGAUAGAUGUACAUACUCGAUUAGUCAUAGUGGAAUUUACUUUAUAUAAUCCUCCUACAAAUCUAUUCACGUCUGUAGCAUUAGUACUAGAAUUGCCUGGUACUGGUGGGAUAUAUCCAUUACCAAUGAUAUCAUCCAUUAUGUUGUACAGAUAUGAAACAUUCUUUGACUACUUCAUCAUGGUCUUAGAGUUGAUGUUUCUUGCACUGGUUGUUUACUCUGCAAAAUGUGAAGUUGGUAUGGCUAUCAAAGAGAAGAAGGACCACUUUUUGAGAAUAUGGGCAUAUAUUGAGAUAAUUUUUAUCCUGUCAUCGUUGACGUUCUUUGCAUGCUAUGUAUAUCGAUGUGUGUAUGUAAACCAAAUAAGUGAAAGAUUACAAGCUACAUAUCAUGAAGAAUUUGUUGAUAUGUCAUUCCUAGCACUAUGGGAUCAGAUAUGGUAUACUGUCAUAGUGGCUAUCUAUAGUGGUGUUGGUGUGAUUGUAUUUGGAACUGUAUCAUUGGCAUUCAGUCAUUUUGGUUAUGCAGUACAAACUAUGACUUCAACCAUCAGAGGAGCAUAUGAUUACAGUGAACUCAAGAAAGUGUAUCCAAUAGCUGUACCAGUGUUUUAUAUAAGUUAUUUUUUAACUUUGCUCAUACUUUUGCUUGGAAUGGAGUUUACGAUGGCUGAGUUUGAAUAUCAAGUGGAUGAGUUAGAAUUCCGUAUAAAUGCUAUAACACAUCAACAUGGUUUAACAGAGAAACCAUUCAGUUAUUUUGAUGACAGCGAUGGAACCUAUGGUAUUGGAGAUGAUGGAAUAUCUAGUGGUGGAUCUGAGAUGCGAAUAUUCAAUGAUGCUAAAUUUGAAGAAAGAAUACAAAAGAUAGAGGACAGUCUUUAUGGACACAAUCCUGAAUUACGAGAACUUGUUGAAUACAGCCAGUUUGAGGAUGAUAGGGAAAAUCAACUCAGGUCAGAACUUGAAUUAGAAAUCUUCAGACAACUUCAGCUGCAUAGGCAGGAUGGACAUCUGAAGAUGGAACAGCAUGACAGUGGUAGAGAUUCAGUAUCUGAUCCACAGGAAAUGCUGGUUGAUGAAACAUCUACAUCCCCUCUGCCUUCAUUGAAAAACAGUAGUGGUAAAAUUGCAUUUCCAAAACCAUUGGCACCAAUAGGGCCCCUAGAUGCAUUACAGAAUCUCACUGAUGACACAUCAGUGAAGAGUGCAGAUACAAGACACACUUUUAUUAAAGUUAAACCACAAACAAACAGUUAUACUGAUGAUAUAGACCAGCUGUGUGGUAUUUUCAACAGUGAAAAUGACAGUAUAUCAUCUCAAGUAGGUGGUAAACAACCCUGCAACAGUGUCAAAACACAAGUCUUACCCAAGCUUUAUUCAAGAUAUGACAGUUCCACAUCGGGAUAUAACAGCGACAACAUUCCAAAAUCUACUAGUAAAACAACUACUCAAUAUUUACAAAAAGUUCCACCAGAAGAAUUAAUACGAGAUGAACCAUCUAAUUCAGCAGGAAGUGAUUCACAAAAACUAUGUGAGAGUUUCCCAAUGCUUAACGCUCUAUUUUCAUCACAUGAUAAUCUAUAUGAGUCAUCAUCAGAGGAUGAAAUUACACAACUAACCUCACAGAGACCUAAAACAUGCAAAGAACCUGAAGGAAGGAGACGACUCCGCAAAACUAAAACACGUGGAAAGGGAAAAGGAAAACGGAGAAUGAUGGUAGAAGAUGAUGGAAUAACAUUCAAUGAUGAGUGUUUAGUUUCUGAUACAGACAAUGAUAUACCAACAAUACAAAUGUAUCCUUAUGGUACCAGUAAAGAUUGUUGGUGA